This is a messenger RNA of Fomitopsis serialis, 1201 nucleotides long. RefSeq names its product cytochrome P450. Bases 200 to 1195 code for a protein of 331 amino acids. The transcript has 7 exons. Lineage: Eukaryota; Fungi; Basidiomycota; Agaricomycetes; Polyporales; Fomitopsidaceae. The record is from RefSeq and is a predicted model, not a curated record. Gene Ontology annotation, molecular function: monooxygenase activity; heme binding; iron ion binding.
GUUUAAGGCCAUCAAACCGCGUCCAAAUCCUUACGGAAACGCAUCCACUCACCCGAUUCACAUCCCCACCAUCCGCGGCCCCUUGACAAAGAAUCUGGGAAUCCUGUUCGGCGACGUCGUCGAUGAGGUCAAUGCAGCGUUCGCGGACACCAUCGGAAACAAGCUACAGAGUGACGAAUGGAUCAGCGUAGACGUGCUGAUGACCAUGGCAGUGGUUAUCUCGCGGGCGAGCAACCGUGUCUUUGUCGGCCUUCCUUUGUGCCGGAACGAGGUUUAUCUUCAAAUCGUCCGCCAAUUCACAUUCGACGUCGCGAAGGGGAGAUUCCUCCUCAGCUUGUUUCCGAAGUUUCUGAAGGCAGUGGUUGGUCCGCUCAUCCCAUGGGCACGCAGGGCCACGCGGGACGCAUCGGUGUACCUCACACCCAUUAUCGAGGAACGUCAGAAAAAGCUAAAGGCUAUGGGUGAUGACUGGACGGACAAACCUAAUGACUACAUGACGUGGAUGAUUGACGAAGCCAACCGGGAAGGCCAGCCUACCCAGGUGAUACUUGAGGGUCUCAUGGUCUCCAACUUCACUGCCAUCCACACAUCCAGCAAUAGUAUGACACAAGCAGUCUACCACAUUGCAGACUCCCCUGAAUAUGCGGCGAUAUUACGCGAGGAGGUAGAGAGCGUUGUUAAGGAGCACGGGUGGACUAAAGUCGCAUUUGGUAAGAUGUGGAAGUUGGACAGCUUUAUGCGCGAGUCGCAGCGGAUGAACGGCAUCACGCACAUAUCCGUCAUGCGGAAGACGCUGCAAGACACAACGCUCUCCGACGGGACGUUCCUUCCGGCGGGUACCAUCGUCGCGGGUGCAUCGAGCGCGACGCACCGGGAUGCGCGCAGCUACCACAAUCCAGACAUCUUCAAUCCAUUCCGCUUCGCCGACAUGCGUACAGAAGACGGCGCUAGUAUCAAGCACCAGUUCGUCAGCACCUCGCCGGAGUACGUGCCAUUUGGGCACGGAAAACAUGCUUGCCCCGGCCGCUUUUUCGCUGUGAACGAGCUGAAGGUCAUGAUAGGGUACACCUUGCUCCACUACGAUCUCAAAUUUGAGAGUGGGCAGCCAAGACCGGAUAACUCGUCGCGCUGGCAUAGUGUAGUGCCCCCGCGCAAAGAUGUACUGUUCCGUAAGCGACAGGUUGUGGCUGCUUGACAGUCU